Molecule: messenger RNA, 1197 nt
Organism: Podospora anserina S mat+
Lineage: Eukaryota; Fungi; Ascomycota; Sordariomycetes; Sordariales; Podosporaceae
Exons: 2
Coding region: 1-1197 (398 amino acids)
Source: RefSeq, a predicted model, not a curated record
AUGUCCUUUACAUCCAUCCCCAUCCUCGACCUGGCUCAGGCCUCAGACCCAGCGACGAAACCGCAGUUCCUCGCCGAGCUGCGCCAUGCCCUCAUGGAAGUCGGGUUUUUGUAUCUUAAAAACGUCGGCAUCCCAGAUGAGCUCUUCAAACAAGUCAUCCGCGAGGGCAAAGCCUUUUUUGACAUUCCCGAAGAAGAAAAACUCAAAAUCGAAAUGAAAAACGCCCCCUCCUUCCUGGGCUACUCCCGUCUCUCUGCCGAGAUCACCGCCGGUGGGAUCGACCACCGCGAGCAGAUCGACUUGUCUACUGAGCACCCCCUCCCCGGCCCCGACGCCCCCUUAUACGACAACCUCCUCGCGCCUAACCAGUGGCCCUCUUCAUCCAUCUUGCCCAACUUCCGGGAGACAUUCACCGAGUACAUGAACCGCAUGGGGGAGAUAUCCAUUUCCUUCACCUCCCUCAUUGCCGAGGCCAUCGACCUCCCUCCCGACGCAUUCAACAAGUACUUUGACGGCCCUGGCUUCGGCGGGAGACAAAACCAAACGCAGCAACACAAGCUCAAGAUUGUAAAGUACCCCGACGUGGGCACGUUGGGGAGCGGGAAGGGAAAUCAAGGGGUUGGGCCGCACAAGGAUAGUAUGCUGAGUAGUUACUUGCUGCAGGCUAGUCAGCACAGGGGAUUGCAGGUGCAGAAUAUGAGGGGGGAGUGGAUUGAUUGCCCUCCUAUUGACGGGACGCUUGUCGUGGCGAUAGGGCAGGGGCUGGAGGCGCUCACUCAGGGGGUUUGUGUGAGUACUACGCACAGGGUCUUGUCUCCGGAGGCGGGCAAAGGGGCGAGGUAUAGCAUUCCUUUCUUUCAGGGCGUGAGCGGGGACGCAGAGUUUGAGGAUUUGGAGAAUGUGGGGGUGGGACAGGUGAAGGAGGAGAUCAAGGAACUGAGGAGGAGGGUGCUGGAGGAGAAUGGGGGAAGAUUGGAUGAUGUUGAGUUUACGUUUAGGAAGGGAGGGGUGGCCAAGACGUUGGGGGAGGCGACGUUGAGGAACCGGGUCAAGAGCCAUCAGGAUGUGGGUGAGAUUUGGUAUCCGGACAUUUUGGAGAGCGUGAGGGCUGAGCAGGCUGCGUUGGCGAGGAAGAAGAGUCCCGUCGUGGAGGCGGUGCCCAUUGUAGGCGAGGGGAAGGCUGUGGAGGCUCAUUAA